Aspergillus homomorphus CBS 101889 is the source of this 1220-nucleotide messenger RNA. Its product is annotated as RNA-binding ATPase activator ESF2. Bases 81 to 1133 code for a protein of 350 amino acids. The record is from RefSeq and is a predicted model, not a curated record. NCBI's taxonomy places the organism in Eukaryota, Fungi, Ascomycota, Eurotiomycetes, Eurotiales, Aspergillaceae. The transcript has 2 exons. Gene Ontology annotation, molecular function: RNA binding. Gene Ontology annotation, biological process: endonucleolytic cleavage in ITS1 to separate SSU-rRNA from 5.8S rRNA and LSU-rRNA from tricistronic rRNA transcript (SSU-rRNA, 5.8S rRNA, LSU-rRNA); small-subunit processome assembly; endonucleolytic cleavage to generate mature 5'-end of SSU-rRNA from (SSU-rRNA, 5.8S rRNA, LSU-rRNA). Gene Ontology annotation, cellular component: nucleolus.
CGCAACCUACAAGCCAAAGACGAUCAAUCGCAUUCCGUCUCCAAUUGCCUAAAUCACCCAUAUUCGAGAGGUCCGAAAAAAUGUCCUCCCGCAAACGGAACGACCCCUUUGAUCUAGUCGCCAGCGACGAGGACUCCGACCAAGACAAGGGCUAUGAUUCCGCUGCCGACGAAGAGAAGAAAAGUAAAGGCGCUCUAAGGGCUGCGAAGCGGCGGCGGGUUGCGACGCAUACCGAUAAUCUUCAUGGGUUGGAUUCUGAGGAGUCAGAUGCGGAUGCGGGGUUGGAUAGUGAGGUUGAAGAGACUAAGGGGAAGGGGAAGAGUAAAAGCAGGAAGAAGGGCGUUAAUCGUGGUGGAGAGUCUGAAGAUGAGGAGGAAGAGGAGGAGGAGGGGGUUUCUGAUGCUGAAGCUGUCGCUGGCGCCGCUGCGACUCUGACGAAGGAGAAGAAGGGUAAGAAAGACACAAAGGACAAGAAGAAGAAGAAGGAGAAGAAGAAAGGCGUCGUCUACCUCAGCAGUGUACCGCCUAUGUUAAAACCUUUCGCCCUAAAAAACAUAAUCGAAACCCGGGGCUUCGCGCCCAUCACGCGGGUCUUCCUCACACCCGAAACCAAAAGAAAGCAUUCCGCCAACAAACGGCGCAAGACCUACGCAGACGGCUGGCUGGAAUUCGAGUCCAAGAAGACAGCGAAGAUCUGCGCCGCAACGCUCAACGCGCAGCCGAUCGGCGGCAAGAAGGGCGGCUUCUACCACGAUGACCUGCUGAACAUGAAGUACCUGCACGGGUUCAGCUGGAAUGAUCUGCAGGAGCAGAUCAGCCGGGAGCGCUCGGAGCGCGAGGCAAGGCAGCGGGCGGAGGAUUCGCGGGCGCGGAAGGAGGAUAAGGUCUUCCUGGAAGGGGUGGAGAAGGGGAAGGUGCUGGAUGGGAUGCGGAGGAAGAAUGAGGAGAAGGAGGCGAGGAGGCUGGCGGCUGAGAAGAAGGGGGCGGAGAGGGCCGUUGCUGAUGCUGCCGCGCUUGGGAAGGUGCGGCGUGUAUUUAGGCAGAAUGAGGUCCGGUUGGGGAGGGAUAAGAGUACCCAGGAGAUUCAGGACUUGGGAGAUGAUACGAAGAGAGUGUUGGGGAAGAUCUUUUAGUGUGUAUGUAUAUAUGUAUGUACAGGGAGUCAGUGUUUGGCUUGUGCUUGGGCUUGCGCUCGUUUGCUUUUGUUUGGAUAUCCCGAU